Messenger RNA from Scophthalmus maximus (turbot), 2105 nucleotides. It is a transcript of the gene dusp3a, whose product is annotated as dual specificity phosphatase 3a. Gene Ontology annotation, biological process: protein dephosphorylation; negative regulation of MAPK cascade. The transcript has 3 exons. Gene Ontology annotation, molecular function: protein tyrosine/serine/threonine phosphatase activity; MAP kinase phosphatase activity. NCBI's taxonomy places the organism in Eukaryota, Metazoa, Chordata, Actinopteri, Pleuronectiformes, Scophthalmidae. Gene Ontology annotation, cellular component: cytoplasm. The record is from RefSeq and is a predicted model, not a curated record. The coding region runs from base 550 to 1215 and encodes 221 amino acids.
CACGUUUCUCCGGAAAUGCUAAAGAUUGGCGGGCAAUUCCACGUCGUUGUCGUCGCAGACUAAAGUGAAAUAAACUCUUUAUGACCUAUCAAAAUGAAACAGUUAAUCACUGACUCUUCUUGACGUCAUUGUUCUGUAGCUACGACCAAACCACGUUGCGAUCUCUUGUCGCGUUGCGGGUCGACAAAGCCGCGGCCGCGUAAACAAAACCCAGCGAGGUGCCGGUUGAGGCAAAUCUUUUAUUGUGAAAUAUCCGACCGGAACUCCUCGUAGUAACGGCCUCACGCUUUGAGCCUGGCGGCGAUAAAACCGCUUGUGGAGCUCCCGCCUCGUCAGACACCUUUUUUUUUUUCUUCUUUUUUUUGACGGGGGCGACAGAAGAAGAAGAAGAAGAAGAAGAAGGAGGAGGAGGAGGAGGAGGAGGAGAAGACAAGGCGCGCACGACUCACUCGCGUGCUGGAGUUGAAACAUGAAUGAGCGGUCGCGGCUGGCGAGUCUGGCUCCGGCUGUCACCACCCAGCACUAGUCCGAGGGACGAGGAGAGGAGCCAUGAAGAAGCACCUGAGUCCGACCAAGCUGCUGCAGCCGCCGCCGCCGCCGCCGGCCGAGGCUCCGGCUCCGGCUCCGAGCUCCGACGUCACCGUGCAGCAACUCAACGAGCUCCUGUCCAACGGCAGCGGCUUCUACAGCCUCCCCACGCAGCACUUCAACGAGGUGUUCCCCAGGAUAUACAUCGGCAACGCGUUCGUAGCGCAGAAUGCGAUGCGUCUGCAGAAACUCGGAGUGACCCACGUCCUCAACGUGGCGGAGGGCACCUCCUUCAUGCACGUCAACACCAGCGCGGAGUUCUACGCCGGCACGGGCAUCACGUACCACGGCAUCCAGGCCAACGACACGGUGCAGUUCAGCCUCAGUGCCUUCUUCGAGGAGGGGGCGGAUUUUAUCGACAAGGCCCUAGCACACAAUAAUGGAAAAGAUCAUUCAGAUUGUGGGAAAACUCAAUCCCAGGAGACUCCCAGAGUCCCAGAGAGUCCAACCCUGGAUUUUUUUAUCGGCUUUGACGCGGAAAAGCAUCUCGUCUUCCAGACAGUUUUGGCAAAAAGGUUUCACCAACACUGUGCAGAGCGACGGUCACAAGGGAUAGUGAAGGAGGGAGCGGUGGAGGACGAGAGGAGAGACGCAGAUGAGAGGAGUAGCAGGAGAAGUUGCCGUUGACAUUUUCUGACCCCCUCAGCUUUGAGCUCCGAAAAGGUCACGGCUCGGGGAUUUUAAUGAGGAACGCUGCAUCACUGCGUCGUUCCUGUGGAUCUGCUAUAAUGAAGACACGAGUUUACAGCAUAGAAAGUCUGUUUUUUCGCCAGUGUUUCCUCUUUGAUUCUUCUAGAAAAAUGUAUAAAGUCAUAUGUGUUGUGUUCUGCUGUCAGUCUUUUUUAAACAAAUUAAAUUGAUAUGUUCAGCAGGUAUAGUUGUAGGAGGUAGUUGUGGUUUAAAAGGAAAUCAUUUAGCUGCAGUCGUGUUUUUAACAGUGCAAAGGAGGUUAUGUUUUCACCCCUGUCCAUUUUUAUUUGUUUGUUUGUUGGUUGGUUCAUUUCAUGGCAAAUUUCGCAAAAACUCCUGAACGGAUUCCUGUGAAACUUGGUGGAAGGACGGGACUUGGACCGAGAAAGAAUUUAGGCGCGGUUCCAGGAAUAUUUCACUUUCUUAAACAUUGCGAGAUCGGCCAUUUUUGGACUCCAUCGCCAACUAGAGGUUUUGCGGUGUAACUGCAGACAGACACAGACACUGGCUGUGCAUGGAUGCAAUACAGAAGUACUGUAUAAACCAGGCUUACACUGCAGACAGUCUUUUCUCAAACCCGUUCAUGAUUUUUACCUCUGUCGUAAACCGUGAUAGGAGUGAGUAAAAUAUGAAAGAGAGUGAGUAAAUGUAUGAGUAUAUGUUUGAAAUAAGACGGAAGAGGAAGUGAAGGGAGAAAGGGGGAAAAAAAUUGGCCAUCCUGUGAGCGACGCGGUGAGAAAACGAGUCGUGAGCCAUUGAUGCUGCGUGUCUAACAAGAGGAUACAGUAGAAUCAACAUUGAUCUGUGGCAGGCCGGGUGAUUAGGUA